Molecule: messenger RNA, 1665 nt
Organism: Gastrolobium bilobum
Lineage: Eukaryota; Viridiplantae; Streptophyta; Magnoliopsida; Fabales; Fabaceae
Exons: 11
Coding region: 10-1107 (365 amino acids)
Biological process (GO): negative regulation of phosphatase activity; negative regulation of transcription by RNA polymerase II
Molecular function (GO): transcription corepressor activity; phosphatase inhibitor activity; chromatin binding
Source: RefSeq, a predicted model, not a curated record
GGAGGGAAAAUGGAAGAGUCGAGAAGGAAAGGGACAGUGACGUCACUGGCGUCUCUGUUCCCAGUGGAGGAGGCGCAGAAAGCGGCGAAGCGCGUCGAAGAUGCCAUCGCCGAGAAGCGAAACGAGCUCGACAGCCUACAAGGUUUUGUCGGCGACAACAACAACCUCGUUAACCUCGUCCAGAAGCUCCCCGACCACCUCUCUCACGACAUCAUGGUUCCGUUUGGGAAAGCAGCGUUCUUCCCAGGUCGCUUGAUUCACACCAAUGAGUUUCUGGUUCUUUUGGGAGAAGGCUAUUAUGCAGAGAGAACGUCCAAACAAGCCAUAGAGAUUUUGCAACGAAGAGGGAAGUCCUUGGAUUCACAAGUUGAUUCUCUUGAGGCCAUGAUCAAGGACCUUGAGGCAGAGGCUUCGUUUUUCAAUUCCACAGCUUCUGAAGCAGCGGAGGGUCUUGUGGAAAUAAGGGAAGAUUAUGAGGAGGAAGACUCUAACGGAGGGGAAUCUAAACCAGGUCCACUGAAGCAAGUUGCUUUUAAUUUUGAGAAUGCUAUGGCUGACGAUGGGGAAUAUGCUCGUAUAUUGUCUAGAUUGGAUGAACUUGAAAAAGAAGAGCUUGCUGCAGAAAUUGACAAUCAAAGUCAUGAAAAUGAGGAACCUAUUGAUGACAAUCUCCAAAAUUUAGAAGACUUUCAUCAAGGCAUACCACUGGACCAGACUAACAAUAACAUUAUAGCAACUGAGUCUACAGAAAAGAAUAAUCAUCAAGAAGAUAUAGCUAAUCAGUUGAAUUUUGCAAGCCUGGCAAUGGAAUCUAAAGUCAGAGAUGGGAAAAGUUCUGAACAAAAUGUGGAAUCCAUUGAUCGUAUUGAGAAGCUUCCCAUACUUCCUAAACAGAAGACAGUUCAAGCAACUACUGCAUCGAAUAUUGAGGUCCCGAAUCAAACUUCAGAACCAUCAUUUGAUAGUAGCAAGGCUUUUACAGGCUCCAUCAUAGAGCAUGCUGAGAAUGUUCAAACAACUUCAAGAGAACAAAGAUCAACUUCCUUACAGGUUCCUGAUUCUCAAUAUUCAAAACCAGUCUCCAGAUUCAAAAUGCAGAGAAGAUAGCUACAAUAAUAUGAGAAGGUUAUUUGAAGCUUUUCUUAUUGGACAAUCUAAUGAUGGUGGCAUCCAUGAUGGUUCAAGGAUGUGCUUGUUAGAAUCAAAAGCAAAAAAAGUAGAAAUAGGAUAAACCGUGGAGGAUUGAAAAUUUAAUGUCUUUUCUUGGUAGAAAGAAAAAGUGGAAGAAAUGAAUAUGGUGUUUAUACCUUUUUUAGACCGAGAUGGUGAUUUGAUGGGCUAGGACAAAUGGGCCAGGUCUAGUUCUUUGGAGUUAGUUAGAAGAGAGAGAUUGACUGUCUAUAUAAUGUAUGUGGGUGGGAAGGGGAAGGCAUGUUGAUUGUAAUAGUGGGUUAUUGGUAGAAGAGAAUCCAUGGGGAUUUCCAGAGAAGAGGGGUACUGUGGAGUCCCCUCCAUUAUCCUUUAUUUUCUAUUUCUAUUUCGUUUUCCUUUAAGGCUAUGUCAGCCAUUGUUAGUGUUUUGCUAUUAAACUUGUCUUACUGUAACUGUUUGAGUUUGAUUCUGAAUUUCCUUUUUAUCCAAAUUGGGGUUUAAUCAAUUUGGUAU